This is a messenger RNA of Cherax quadricarinatus, 1571 nucleotides long. NCBI's taxonomy places the organism in Eukaryota, Metazoa, Arthropoda, Malacostraca, Decapoda, Parastacidae. The record is from RefSeq and is a predicted model, not a curated record.
UACAUUUUGCAGAUGGUGUUAAGGACUGGAAGGUGCAGAGUUAUUCUACUACAAUAAAUACACAGUUUCCCUGGUCACGCAUCAAAGGUCACCUUAAAAAGAAGGCCACAGUUCGUGUUAUCAAAGUUGGAGAUGAGAGCGUCAGUGAGGGUAGAGCGGGAGUAACUCAUGUAAAUCAACACAGCUUCAACCAGACUUUAGGAGGCCACCCAGAAUUAUCAGCAACUGAGAAAUUAUCAAAGUCAGAAGAAAGUUUUCUCGCAAGAAAUCUAAUUGUACUUAAUGAACAAAUUUCAAAUGAAAAAUUUAAAGAUUUAUUAAAGUCAUGCUUUGAGAGCAGCUGGACUAACUGUCCAAACAUAAGUGAGGAAGUGAGAUGGGACAGAAGCAUGACGCAUACAUAUGAUCCUAGUUUUAUGUUCAGUGAUGUUAGCAACAAUAUGCAAAAAUUGGAACAAAAGCCUAGUGUUAAAAAUUUUGCCGAGGACCUAUUUAAGAGUGAUAUAGCCAUGGAGGAAGAGCUACCUUUAAACUUUGCAAAUAGUGACACAACGUGCUUGUCAUCUCCUCUCUCAGGUUUUUCUCAUGUUGAGACAGCUUCUUUGCCAGAAAUUAGUGACCAUGAACCUCAUAAUGUUGCUCAAAAAUUGGAACCCAAAAAAGUGUCGCAUACGAAUGUGAAAAAUAAAAAAAAUGUGCCUAAAAAAAAUAAGAAAUCUGCAUCAGUACCGCAAAAUACACAGUCUAUGCCAGUUAAAUUAGAAGAAGUGAACGUUGCAGCUUCCAGCACAAAAAAGUCAAAACGAAAAAGAUCCUCUACCAAUCUGUCUGAUAAACAUAUGUAUUUGGAGGAUGAAAUUUUAAAUGUGGAAGAAGACUUGCUGCCAGACCUUGAGGAAAAAAGUGUCGAGGCUCCUUCAACUCUUGCAGGAAAAUCAGUGAAAGAAUACAAGAAAGUGAAGUUGAUGGAGGAAAAGAAUAAACAUUUGAAAGAAAUGAGAAGAAGAGGAAGAGAAGAAAGUUUUAACCAGUCGCUUGCUGCUUAUUUAUGCAUGUGUGUAAACUUAGGAAUGCUUAAUCGAGCAACUCAUACACUCCUCUAUUAUCGUCAGUGUUUCAAACAUUCAGCCGCAAAAUUUUUUAGCCAGAAGAUCACCUCUGUUCAUCCCUACAACAUUGUGCUUUUGGGUCAUGCUGAAAAGCAAAACUUAAAAAAAAUGGAAGAGCUUUUAAAAUGCCUUAAAGAAGACAACAUUUUACCUAAUGAAGCUACAUAUGCAGCGUUGCUGAACUGCCUCGGACGGUUACCAGAAAGUCCAGCAAAUACAAGUGAUAUUAACACAUACCUCUCAGCUGUAAAGGAAGCAGGCAUAGACAUCAACUCUCUCUUCAACAAAGUUAAUUUUGUACGAAAGGGGUACGAGAAUGCUCUUAGAGCUGUUCGUCGGGUCCUACCAUCGUUUGAGCCCCAACCAGAGACAAUUUCUUUUGGUUAUAAUUGCAGUCUUGUUGACUCGCUCAACAAUAGUCUCUACUCUACACAGGUACUAGCUUAAUUUUUUUGCAAUAAU